GGCAGACGGCGCGGGCGGGCGGAGGAUAAGGGCAGACAUGAGCCGCCUCCUGCUCCACAGGCUCCAGGCCACAGCGAGAAUCAGCCGCAGACACUUCCAGCUCUCACACACCGCCGCCAUGCCCAUCAAGGUUGGAGACAAGCUGCCCUCCGUGGAGGUCCACGAGGGAGACCCGCACUGUGUCGUCAAUAUCGCCGACAUCUUCAAGGGCAAGAAGGGGAUCCUCAUUGGUGUGCCGGGGGCUUUCACACCCGCCUGCAGCAACAACCACCUGCCCAGUUUACGUGGAGGGUUUUGAGGAGCUGAAGAAGAAGGCGUGGAGAUUGUGGCCUGCAUCGCUGUCAACGACGCCUUCGUCAUGAAGGCCUGGGGCAGUAACCAGAAGGCCGACGGCAAGGUUCGCAUGCUGGCUGAUCCCACCGGAGCCUUCACACGGGCCAUAGACCUUGAGUUGGAAAAGGAGCAGUUGAUCGCCGCUCUGGGGAACAAACGCUGCAAGAGGUUUGUGAUGGUACUGGAGGAUGGCGUGGUGAAGAAGCUGAACGUGGAGGCAGACGGAACCGGCGUCACCUGCAGUCUGGCCAAGCAUGCCAAGGACCUGCUGUGAGACUGACCGCUGUGUCUGGCCCAGGGCCACACAGACCAGACAGACAGACACACACACACAUCCCUGAUGUACAGUGCAGGAACCUAGCAAUAAAACACUCACACUGGG
Molecule: messenger RNA, 715 nt
Organism: Leucoraja erinaceus (little skate)
Lineage: Eukaryota; Metazoa; Chordata; Chondrichthyes; Rajiformes; Rajidae
Gene: prdx5
Product: peroxiredoxin 5
Exons: 6
Biological process (GO): hydrogen peroxide catabolic process; cell redox homeostasis; cellular response to oxidative stress
Cellular component (GO): mitochondrion; cytoplasm; peroxisome
Molecular function (GO): thioredoxin peroxidase activity
Source: RefSeq, a predicted model, not a curated record